Camelus dromedarius (Arabian camel) is the source of this 1862-nucleotide messenger RNA. It is a transcript of the gene NECAB1, whose product is annotated as N-terminal EF-hand calcium binding protein 1. The record is from RefSeq and is a predicted model, not a curated record. NCBI's taxonomy places the organism in Eukaryota, Metazoa, Chordata, Mammalia, Artiodactyla, Camelidae. The transcript is spliced from 13 exons. Gene Ontology annotation, molecular function: calcium ion binding. Gene Ontology annotation, cellular component: cytoplasm. Bases 153 to 1466 code for a protein of 437 amino acids. Gene Ontology annotation, biological process: regulation of amyloid precursor protein biosynthetic process.
CGUCCGUCCACCUCUGUCGGGGCCACCCCGUUUCCUGCGGCCUGUGGGACCGCUGUGGAGCGGGCAGAAGCCUCGGGACUGUAUCCAGCGUGUGUGUGGGGGUCAGAGUGCGCUCCCUCACGAGGGGAGCGGCGCGUUGCUACGUGAGAGGGAUGCGGGCACCGCCGCUCGCGGACGGGGGAGGCGCGAGUCGGAGCGCGUGCGAGCGCGGAGGGCGGGAGCGCGGAGGGCGGGGCGCAGCGCGAGCCGGGGAGAGGCGCGAGGGAGGCUCGCCGGGGAGCGAGCGCCCACUCCGCGUCCGAGCCCGGCGGCUGGCGGCGCGGGAGACGGCAGUGCGGCCGCACCCCCGCCCGCCCGCGGCAGCGAGGCAGCCGGGCGCCGCUCCCCCCCCGCGGCCGUGCGGGCUCCUGAGGAUGGAGGACUCUCGGGAGACGUCGCCGUCUUCCAACAACUCCUCGGAAGAGCUCAGCUCCGCGCUGCGGCUGUCCAAGGGCAUGUCCAUCUUCCUCGACAUACUGAGGAGAGCAGACAAAAAUGAUGAUGGAAAAUUGUCCUUUGAAGAAUUCAAAGCAUAUUUUGCAGAUGGUAUUCUGAGCGGAGAGGAAUUACAUGAGCUCUUCCACACCAUUGAUACACAUAAUACCAACAAUCUUGAUACAGAAGAACUAUGUGAAUAUUUUUCUCAGCAUUUGGGCGAGUAUGAGAAUGUACUAGCAGCACUGGAGGACUUAAAUCUUUCCAUCCUGAAGGCAAUGGGAAAAACAAAAAAAGACUACCAAGAGGCUUCCAAUUUGGAACAAUUUGUAACUCGAUUUUUAUUGAAAGAGACCUUGAAUCAGCUGCAGUCGCUCCAGAAUUCUCUGGAAUGUGCCAUGGAAACUACAGAGGAGCAAACCCGUCAAGAAAGACGAGGGCCAACCAAGCCAGAAGUCCUGUCAAUUCAAUGGCCUGGAAAACGAGCAAGUCGCCGAGUCCAGCGACACAACAGCUUCUCUCCCAGCAGCCCUCAGUUUAAUGUCUAUGGUCCAGGCUUACUGGAAGAAGAUAACCAGUGGAUGACCCAGAUAAAUAGACUCCAGAAAUUAAUUGACAGACUGGAAAAGAAGGAUCUCAAACUCGAACCUCUAGAAGAAGUUAUUGAAGGCAAUACUAAAUCUCACAUCAUGCUGGUGCAGCGUCAGAUGUCUGUGAUAGAAGAGGACUUGGAAGAGUUCCAGCUUGCUCUGAAACACUACGUGGAGAGCGCUUCCUCCCAGAGCGGAUGCUUGCGUAUUUCUAUACAGAAGCUUUCAAAUGAAUCUCGCUACAUGAUUUAUGAGUUCUGGGAGAAUAGUAGUGUGUGGAAUAGCCACCUUCAGACGAAUUACAGCAAGACAUUCCAAAGAAGCAACGUGGAUUUCUUGGAAACUCCAGAACUCACAUCUACUAUGCUAGUUCCUGCUUCAUGGUGGAUCCUGAACAACUAAGAUGUUCCUAAACGUUUUCUUUAUGGUUCCAAGUGAAAAACAAGUGUUCGUAUAUGAAGUGUGAAUUAGAAAAUUCCCUGUACUUAAUUUGCUCUAUACUUUUGUUUGAAUAUAUUUACCCUUAGAUGUGCACUCUUCUUAAAUUACUUUUGUAACUUUAUCUUUCAUGUGAAUUUUAGCUCAUCUUUCAAAGUUCACAAUUAUUGUCAAUAUUUGCUGAUAUGUUGUUACAUUGUAACCUAAAAUCUUUUAGUCACAAAAUCCUCAUGUGUGAAAAAGGCUACACAUAAAGGAAAAAAACUGUUACGAUAAAGAAAAAUAUUUAAAGUGAGAACUUUUAGUGUAUUAUCUCAUAGGAUAGCUUUUGUAGUUCUGUCAUAAACUAUAAAGGUUAAA